Messenger RNA from Hemibagrus wyckioides, 2612 nucleotides. RefSeq names its product ubiquitin specific peptidase 12a (gene usp12a). The coding region runs from base 113 to 1228 and encodes 371 amino acids. The record is from RefSeq and is a predicted model, not a curated record. NCBI's taxonomy places the organism in Eukaryota, Metazoa, Chordata, Actinopteri, Siluriformes, Bagridae. The transcript is spliced from 9 exons. Gene Ontology annotation, cellular component: cytosol; nucleus. Gene Ontology annotation, biological process: protein deubiquitination. Gene Ontology annotation, molecular function: cysteine-type deubiquitinase activity; cysteine-type endopeptidase activity.
CGAGAAGGAGGGAUUUUGGGACACAGCCCGCGGUUAGUCUUUGCGUUCGGUCCUGACUGGGGACUCGUUUUCGCCUCCGCGCGGUGAUUGGGUGGAAGAUGGCGCUGGCCGAAUGGAAAUCCUAAUGACAGUUUCCAAAUUUGUCUCUUUUUGUACCAUGGGCGCCAAUGCCUCUGCUUUGGAGAAAGAAAUUGGCUCGGAGCAGUUCCCUGUCAAUGAGCACUACUUCGGACUGGUUAACUUCGGGAACACCUGCUACUGCAACUCGGUGCUCCAGGCUCUGUAUUUCUGCCGGCCGUUUCGGGAGAAGAUCCUGGCCUACAGGAGUCAGCCACGGCGCAAAGAGAACCUGCUCACCUGCCUGGCCGACUUGUUCCACAGCAUCGCCAACCAGAAGAGGAAGGUCGGAGUCAUCCCUCCAAAGAAGUUUAUCACACGGCUGCGCAAAGAGAACGAGCUCUUUGAUAACUACAUGCAGCAGGAUGCACACGAGUUCCUCAACUACCUGCUGAACACUAUAGCCGACCUGCUGCAGGAGGAGAAGAAGCAGGACAAGCAGAAUGGCAAACUGGCCAACGGCACACUCGAUUCACAGAAGAGCAACAGCACUCCUCCGUCCACCACAUGGGUACACGAGAUCUUCCAGGGCACGCUGACCAACGAGACGCGCUGCCUCACCUGCGAGACGAUAAGCAGCAAGGAUGAGGACUUCUUGGAUUUGUCUGUGGACGUUGAGCAGAACACUUCGAUCACACACUGCCUCAGGGGCUUCAGCAAUACAGAGACCCUGUGUAGUGAAUAUAAAUACUACUGUGAGGAAUGUAGGAGUAAACAGGAGGCACACAAAAGGAUGAGGGUGAAGAAGCUGCCCAUGAUUUUAGCCCUGCACCUGAAGAGAUUUAAAUACAUGGAGCAGCUCCAGCGCUACACUAAGCUAAGCUACCGCGUGGUCUUCCCUUUGGAGCUCCGCCUCUUCAACACAUCCGGAGACGCGACCAAUCCCGAAAGGCUUUACGACCUCGUCGCCGUGGUAGUGCAUUGUGGGAGUGGGCCCAACCGUGGACACUACAUCGCUAUCGUCAAGAGUCACGACUUCUGGCUGCUUUUCGAUGAUGACAUCGUAGAGAAAAUCGACGCCCAGGCGAUCGAGGAGUUCUACGGACUUACCUCGGAAAUCUCCAAGAACUCCGAGUCGGGCUACAUUCUGUUCUACCAGUCCAGAGACUGAGAAUGUUCAGCACAGUGGCCCCUCGCGGAACCCUGCGGAACGUGCCGGCCUGCGUUUCCGAGUCCUGCUGCGUUCCCACCCCGAGCAGGCUGGAUCAGAUCACGCUGAACCUCACACCCUCCCCUCCCCACCCCGACCCUUGACCCCAGCAUCCCCCCCUCCGUUUGCGGCAGUCCGGAAUGUGACGCAAUUACAGCAUUGUGUGUACGUCGUGAGAAUGUUUAAUCGCACUGGCUGAAAUGUGUUAAAUGUCCCCGGCUCUGUGAUACCGACAGUCCUGACAUGCUGCAACCUUUAUAAGCCUGGGUUUCUGACCAAAGGCUUGUGCAUGGGAAAACAGGGGGCGUGUCCUGAACAGAGGGGAGGGGCUAUCAACUGAACAUACGGGGCUAUUUGUGGGUUUGUGUAUUUCUACCUUGUACAUAGUGGUAUUUGUAUAAAUAUUAUGAAAUUAUAAUAAUAUUAAUUACUGAUAUAGGUGAAAAAAGAUUGAAACAUUGAAAAUAUGUAUAACACUAUGGUGCACUUUUGAUACAGUUUUGUAGGUGUUUGGCAGGUUUGUGUGAGGGUUUGCUUGAGACGGCCUGUUGUGAAAUAAUUUUCUGUUUUAAAGAAAAAGAAAUAAAGUGUAUAGAUCGAGAUGUAGAUGAAGAUCAAUGUGAGCGUUUUAUUGGAUUCCAUUUAACCCGGUGAGAUCAGUCCUAACGAAAAAAAUGUCAAAUUUACACUAUUAGUAAAACGUCGGGUGUCGGACGUCGGCUUCUUUGGUUUUGCACUGAAGCUACUGUGUUCUUGUUGCUAAUGAUAAUGAUGAGGUCACGAAUUCGCUUAACCCGUCUGUGAAUACGAACAAAACGUCACUGUGGCUGGGACGUGGUAAUAAAGCAGCCGUCUUAUUUUACAUUUUUUAUUUGAUUAUUUUUUUAGUGAAGUUUGGUAUCACUCCGCCUCCUAAAAAAAAAAGAGUCCAGGAGGUUACGCCUAAUAAUAAUAAUAAUAAUAAUAAUAAUAAUAUAGUUCUUCUUUGAGCUUGUAGAAAUAUCUAUGAGAAAGAUUUAAGGUAUCACUCGAGUGCAAAACACCAAAGACAAAAUAAAGAAAGAGUAGACAUUACUGUGUUUCAUGGCUGUCCCUUCAUUAUCACUAAAACACAGAAAUGAAAUCAGUAUCUUCCUUUCUCAGUGUGUAAAUGUCUAGAUGGCUUUUGAAACUUGUUUUAAUGUUUGUCGUUCACGUACAUUACGUUUUGAAAAAGACUGUCCAUUUAUUUGUAUCUUGUCCUUCGGGGAGCUACAGUGCAAAACUAAAGAACUUCAGACACCAAACAUGUCAAAGCUGAUUUACUGCAUUUGGAAUAAAAAUGUUUGAAAAUGUGCAAAAAAAA